Messenger RNA from Closterium sp. NIES-65, 3309 nucleotides. Lineage: Eukaryota; Viridiplantae; Streptophyta; Zygnematophyceae; Desmidiales; Closteriaceae. The record is from the annotation of a GenBank genome assembly.
AUGAAAGCCCUGGCGAAUAAGAAGCUGGGAGGAGGAGGGGGGAAUAAAGGUGGCAGGGCAGUAGUAGUGGCAGGGAAAGGGGCGGCAGCACAGGGGGGUUUCGCGGCACAGGGGGGGUUUGCCGCUGUAGCAGCCGCAGCAGCCGCAGCAGCAGCGGAAGCAGCGGAAGCGGCGUCUGCUGCAGUGGCAGGGAUUGCAGCUUCAGUGGUGGGUGCUGGGGGGGAAGGGGCGGGAGAGGCAGGUGGAGCAGGAGAGGGGAUAGGCAGGCAGGGAGUGAAGCAGGCGGAGGGAGGGGUGGUGGGAGGGGAGAGGGGCGAGGGGCAACAGGAGGGACGGCAGGAAGGGGAGCAGGCGCAGCAGGGGCAGCUUGGAGGCAAGAUGAGUGAGGGAGGUGAGGGGGAAGACAAGAGAGGGGAGGAGGAGGGAGAGGUGGAGGAGGAGGGGCGGGAGCAGCGGUUUGCAUCGGCUGUCGAUAGGGAUGCACCGGGUUCCUCCUCCCGAGAAUUCGGUGGUUUCUUUUCCGGUCCUGCCUCUGGUCCUGCCUCUGGUCCUGCCUCUGGUCCUGCCUCUGGUCCUGCCUCUGGUCCUGCCUCUGGUCCUGCCUCUGGGCCGUUUCGCUCUAGCAGGCCCCGUUCUCUCAGUCGAGAGGACUUUUCCCCGGAUCUACCCGGUUCUCCAACCCUCUCCCCCCAACGAUAUGCCUCUCCUAUUCACGAGCGCUUGACAGCGGCCGGGAUUCUCAGCAACUCUCCCCGAGCCUCUGGGGCUGGUUUGGCUGGUGGCGCUGGUGCCCGACUCGGCAGGUUCGGUGAAGGCUCGGGCUCGCCGAACCUCACGCCCAGGUCUGGGAGGCCCCAGAGCCCGUUGACCGGCCGAAGCAGCGUGGUUGCUGCGGCGUUGGGCGCAGCAGCGGGGGUGAGGAGCGGGAAGACUUUCGAGUCGCCUCAGAAGUCGCUCGGAGCAGCAGCAGCAGCAGCAGCGGGGGUGAGAAGCGGAAAGGCGGGGUUUUCUGGGUUCGCGCCGUCCCCUUCCUUCUCCCCUUCGUAUUCCUCCCCUGCUCCUCCUCCUCAGGCCACUCGCUCCUCUGUGUCUUUCGGGUCCUCUGGCAUGAUUGCAGCGGCAACAGCAGCAGCAAUGGCCGAGGCAGCAACUGGGGCGGGUGCGAAAUCAGGAGCAGGAGCAGGAGGAGCAGGAGGAGCAGGAGCAGGAGCAGGAGCAGGAGCAGGAGCAGGAGCAGGAGCAGGAGCAGGAGCAGGAGCAGGAGCAGGAGCAGGAGCAGGAGGAGGGUCAGGAGCAGGAGGAGGGUCAGGAGCAGGAGGAGGGUCAGGAGCAGGAGGAGGAGCAGGAGCAGGAGGAGGAGCAGGAGCAGGAGCAGGAACAGCAGGAGGAGGAGGUGGAGGGAUAGGAGCAACGGCAGGAGGAGGAGCAGGGGUAGGGGGAUGGGGGAGAGGUGGACACGGGAAUACGAAGAAGAAAUUUCACGUGCCUUUGUUUCGAGAGGACAGUGUUGCAUGGCCUGAGGAGAAGCGGAUUGGGCUUGUGGCUAAAGCUCUUGCUGCUGCUGGUGCCUCUCCUGCUGCUGCUGGCGCCUCCCCUGCUCCCGCUGCCCUUGCUCCCCCUGCUGCAAUUGCUGAAGGCGAGGGUGUGGAGAAUAUAGAGGGUGGCGGUUCGGUGAAUAAUGAGAGAAGCGAGGAGCAUUCUAGCGAGGAGAUUAUGGAACAUAUUGAGGAGAGCAGUAAGGAGGAUACUAUGGAGGAUAUGAAGGAGGAUACUGAGGACAGUGCCACGGAGGAUUCUAGGAAGCCUACUAAGGAGGAUGAUACUAAGGAGGAUGAUACUAAAGAGGAUAUUGAGGAGGAUAGCAGUAACAACAUCAACACUACAGAGGACCUUGCUGCGGAGGAUACUAGCAACCAUACUAAGGAGGAUGUUGAGGAGGAUAUGAAGGAGGAUAUUCAGAACAGUAACAAGGAAUACUCUAAGGAGGAUGUUAAGACAUUCGCCAAAGAUGAUAUUAAGGAGGAUACGUCGGUUGCAACUGAGGAGGGUCGGGAGGGUGAGGGGCUGGGCAGGGAUGAGAAUCAGAAGGAGCAGGAGGAACAAAGAGAGACGGUGGAACAAAAGGGGAAGAAGGAGGAGAGGAGGGAGAAAGAGAAGGCGAAGACCGGGAAGGAGAGGAAAGCGAGGAAGAGUCCAAGUGGGGACAAGGGAAGUCCAGGGGCGACAGAGGUGCCGGAAACACCAAGGGGGGGUGAAUGCAACGAGGGUGAUACAGCUGGUGGCGUUGAUGCGGGCGGGGACAACCUGUCUUUGCUGCGGGCCAAGACAGUGGGUGAUGAGGGGAAUGGAGGUGAUGGGGGUGAUGGGGGUGAGGAGGGCAAUGACAGUGUGUCUCUGUUGCGAGCGAGGACGAUGUCUUCGGUGGAAACACAGGGGGAGAGGGAGAAGAAGCACCGGGAGAAGAAGAAGGAGAAGGGGUCUCCAAAGCACCGCAAAUCGCCGUCAGUUUCGGAGGUUAGCUGCGGUGGCGGUGGGAGCUGGGAGGGCAGGGAGGGUAGGGAGGGCAGGGAGAGUAGGGAGGGCAGUGGAAGUGUUGCGAGUGUUGGCAGCCCUGCUGGCAGCAGCACGAGCAGCCAUGGGCAUAGUAGUGUGAGUGGUGAUAUGGAUGCUGCAGCUGCCGCUGCAGCGAAGGAGGCAAGGAGGGCUGCGAGGAAGCAGAAGAAGGCUGAACAGGCCGCUGCUGAGGCGGCAGCUGCUGAGGCUGCUGGUGGUGCUGCUGUUUCUGGUGGUGGAGGAGAAGCAGGGGCAUCAGCAGAUGGUGUGGAGGAUGGACAGGAGAAGAGAAGGAAGGAGAAGGAGAGGAGUGGUGAGGAGAAAGAGGGGAAGGGGAAGGAUGAAAAGGAGAAGGAGAGAAGGAAGAAAGAGAAGAAGGAGAAGGAAGGUAAGGAAAGGGACAGAAAGGAAAAGGAGGGAAAGGAGAAGAAAGGAAGGGAGAAGGAAGGAAAGGAAGGAAAGGAGGGAGUGGAGAGGAGCAAGUCAAAGAAAAUAUCACGUGCCGCGAGUUCGGAUGAAUCAAUGCCACCAGCAGGGGAAGGUGCAUCUGGGGAAGGCUUAUGUGGUGCAUGUGAUGAUGACUCUUUAUCUGACGUGUCGAGCGUGGGGGGAGGCAAGAGGAGCAAGGAGGAGCGGGAGGCAAGGCGGGAAGAGAGGAGGAGGAGGAAGGAGAAGGAGAAGGGACAUAGGUCCAAGGAUAUGUCAAGUGAAUCGGUCGCUGAAGCUGGGGAAGGGGAUGGUGGUGGGAGUGUUUAA